Molecule: messenger RNA, 3778 nt
Organism: Jaculus jaculus (lesser Egyptian jerboa)
Lineage: Eukaryota; Metazoa; Chordata; Mammalia; Rodentia; Dipodidae
Product: zinc finger protein 2 homolog
Exons: 5
Coding region: 1-2178 (725 amino acids)
Biological process (GO): regulation of transcription by RNA polymerase II
Cellular component (GO): nucleus
Molecular function (GO): RNA polymerase II transcription regulatory region sequence-specific DNA binding; DNA-binding transcription factor activity, RNA polymerase II-specific
Source: RefSeq, a predicted model, not a curated record
AUGUUGGUCACUGACAGCCAGAGACCAACACGCAGCAGUCGGGGGCGGGCCCUCUGGAACUUCCGGUUUUGUCUUGGGCGCCGCCAUCUUGGUUCCGGGAUCCCGGCUGCGCGUUUGGUUGUUAGUGAAGUUGGCGGCGGUAGCUUCGCUCCUGCGACGUCCCUGUGCCGGAGCUCCACGGGGACACGCGACAGCCCGGACAGCCAUGUUUCUGUCAUUGCCUUGCUGAUGCUGCCUUCCUUUUCCUCCUCCUCAGUGCUGGUGGGGUUGAGUGAUCAGAUACCAGCGACGGUUGGCCUACUGUACAAUGGAGGUCAGUGCAAUACCAAACCUGAGUUGAUCCUGAAAUUGGAACAAGGAGCUGGACCAUGGACGGAAGAUGCCCCAGUCCAAGGCCUGCCAGAUCUACAGAAUGUGAAGAACCUGAAUGAUACCAUCCAAGAUAUUCAGAAGAGACAUUUGUAUGAUAUAGUAAUUACGAACAGCAGGACAUCAACUGAGAAGAGGUUUAAAUUGGGAGAAAUAUUCAAUGUGACCUCAAAUCAUGGUUUAAAUCUAACUGUAAACAACAGGAACACUUCUGAGAUAAGAUCAGAGCUGCUCAAUAUAUGGGAUAAUGUGCUUCUUCCUUGUGAACCCGAAGAGCUGCAGGCUAGUGAGGAACUUGGUAUUGUAACCGAAAUGCUCCCCAGAUGUCCUGAGCCUCCUAGUCUGUAUCACAGUGUUGAACCUGGUAAACAGUAUUUUCAGUAUUGUGGUCACAGUGAAGCCUUUCACAUGAAGACAUUAUGGUCACAUAGUAUGUUUCCUCUAGGAGAUACCUCCAGUAAAUUCAGAGAACAUGAGAAAGACUUAGAUAUAUUAACUCUUCCUGCCCAGGAGAUGACCCAGUUAAGAGAGGAAACAUUGGAAUGUAACGUGUGCCAGAAAUUGUUCUAUAAGAAGUCUAAGCUCACUCAGCAUGUAAAAACACACAAAGAAAAGAAAUGUUGUAAAGGUAGCAAUUCUGAGGCAAUGUUCAUUAAAAAACCAGACCACAGAAAACAUCAGAGUUUGCUUGUAGGGGAAAAGUCUUAUGUUUGUAAUGAAAAUGAGAAGUGCAUUUGUGAGAUAUCAAAACUAAGUGUUAAUCAGAGAAUCUACAUAGGGGAAAGGAGGAAUGUGUGUGGGAAAGCUUUUUGCCCAAAAUCAAAUUGCAUUGUGCUUCAGAAACCUCACCCAGGUGAGAAAUCCCAUGAAUACAAUAUAUCUGGGGAAACCAUUAACCAGAAAUCAAACCUCCAAAAUCCAAGUCCUCAAAAAUGUGAAAAAAACACUAACCCUACACCAAACCUCUAUUCACACCAGAGAGCUCACACAGGUGAGAAAACCUAUGAAUAUAAACCAUGUCAGAAGUCUCUCAGUCACAAGUCAGAACUCAUUGUACAUCAGCAAACUCAGAUGCGUGAAAAACGCUAUGUGUGUAAUACAUGUGGAAAAGCCUUUUACAAGAGAACCCACUUAAAUGCACAUCAAAGAACUCACACAGGAGAGAAGCCCUAUGAGUGCAUGGAAUGUGGGAAAACUUUCAGGCUGAAGUCAUUUCUCAUUGUACAUCAGAGAAUUCACACAGGUGAGAAACCUUUUGCAUGUGCUACAUGUGGGAAAAGUUUUAAGCAGAGGACAAGCCUCUACACACAUCAGAGAAUUCACACCGGUGAGAAACCCUAUGAAUGUAAAGAAUGUAGGAAGUCAUUUAUUCUCAAGUCAUAUCUCACUAUACAUCAGAGAACUCACUCAGGUGAGAAACCCUAUGAGUGUAAUGUAUGUGGGAAAAGUUUCAAGCAGAAUUCCCAUCUUCAUACGCAUGAGAGAACUCACACAAGUGAGAAACCCUACGAGUGUGUUGUAUGUGGAAAAAGUUUUAAGCAGAGCCCGAGCCUCUACACACAUAAGAGAAUCCACACUGGUGAGAAACCCUAUGAAUGUCAAGAAUGUAGGAAGUCAUUUAGUAUCAAGUUUCAUCUCACUAGACAUCAAAGAACUCACUCGGGGGAAAAGUCGCAUGAGUGCAGUGUAUGUGGAAGAAUAUUUAAGCAGAAGCACCGCCUGAUUGCACAUGAGAGAACUCAUCUAGGUGAAAAGCCCUAUGAACCUAGGAAAACUUGUAGCCGUUUGUCAUCUCCACAUGCACAUUAGAGGAUUCAGAGGUGAGAAACUGUUGGUGUGAUUCAUGGGAAAAGGCCUUCUGCCAGACAUCACACUGGUACAUCAGAGAAGUUACACGAGUGAGAAACCCUACAAAAGUAAAGAUCUGUAAAAUAUUCCAUCAAAGCUCCACUUCAUGGUACAUUAAAGAUCUCAUAGAGGUGAGAAACCAUAUGAACAGAAGAGUGUAGGAACUCUUAACUAUACAGUACGACUUAGUGUACAUCUAAGUGUAUAGCCAAGUAAAUUUUUGUAUAAAAACCUUUGCCCAUAUGUCAUAUUUUAGCAUUCAUUUAGGUGAUUCACACAAGUGAUAAAGCCUAUGUAUAUGGAAAAUUUUCGACCACAAGUUGUCCAUUACUGCAUACCAAAGAAAAAACAUAAGGGGGAAACCCAAAGAAUAUAAUUUAUUUGCAGAAAAGUACUUAACUAGAAAACAAAGCUCAAUGACCAUUAGAAGUCUCUUGUGAGAAUCCUUAUGAAUGUGAAAGAUAGAAAAUGUUUAAAACAUCAGGCAUCUUGUACUGUGCAUGAAAAAAAUGUACAUAGGUGAGUAUACUGUAAACAGAGAAACCUUUAGGAAAGCCAGAUAUUUGCACAUCACAGAACUCACACUGCUGAGAAAGUCACGUAAUGGACAUGGAAAAGCCUUUCACCAAAAAUUAAACCUCUUGGAACAUGAGUGAGCUCAAUUUGCAAGCACAUGAGUUUUUUGUUUGUGGUAAACCCUUUGGCAGGAUGUCAAACAUUAACAUAUUGGAAAGAAAUGCAGCCACUAUAUCUGGAAGAACUACCUUUUCCAGUUAAAUGUCAAGUGGCAUUUUAAUCAAUCCAGGGGAGAUACCCUAAAAAGCUUACUAAUAAGAGAAAUGGUUUGUGACAAAGCAACCCAGAAACAUUCAUCUCACAAAGGCAACAAGUCCUGAAUGCAGUGUGUUCUUUGAAUUACUUUCUUUGCUGUCCAGCUCAGCCUGUGUUUUGCGGUGUUACCAUUUGUGAAUCUAACUUAACAUUUCAGUGGGAUGUAAAUGCAUGUGAUGGCAUUUAUUUCCACAUUGCCUCCCCAAAAUAUCUUAAAUUCUCCCUGCAUUUUCAUGUGUUUGUCCUGAAAUGCAGAUAACCUCCAACAUGCUUUAGGAUACUGUGUAGAGAAGGGUGCUGUGACCUGAAGAGGUUUUUGUUGGAGAGCAGUGAUCCUUCUACAUGCUCUGUAAAUCUCUUUAGUUGUGUUAGUGAUAACAUUCUGCAUGGUGUGUAACAGGAAAUAAACUCACAGCCAUUAAUUUACUUUCAUACAUUGUUGAAACAAACUGCUUGUUGCUUUAGAAAAUUAACUUGAGAGAAACCUGUGUUGCCACAUUUUACUCUCAUGUGGUUUUAUGGGAGAAAACAAAUGAUAAAAUUAUCUCAAAGUUUGACUAUGUUAUCUGGCAUUGAAAACAAACUAAAGUAUACAUUCUUUCAUGUGGAAAUGCUUCCAGCACAAUUUUAAAGAAUAUGUUUCAGAACUUUUUGACCAAGGGAAAUUACAAACUAUGGAAUUUGUAUCCUCAUUUUUAAUGAGAAAUAAUAAAUGUUGAAGUUUUUUAAA